Molecule: messenger RNA, 2617 nt
Organism: Folsomia candida
Lineage: Eukaryota; Metazoa; Arthropoda; Collembola; Entomobryomorpha; Isotomidae
Product: ATP-dependent RNA helicase DDX42
Exons: 14
Coding region: 148-2424 (758 amino acids)
Molecular function (GO): ATP binding; RNA helicase activity; nucleic acid binding
Source: RefSeq, a predicted model, not a curated record
GUGCCGACUAAUUCUGUCAGGUUGCUGGCUACAGUCUUCUUGUUUAUGUCUGCCUGCUGCCGGGAACUGUGAAAGGUUUUUCCGUCUUUGGGUUGCAUUCCGACUGGAGGCCGACGACGAAAAUUGCAGAUUUAUUUUGGAGAAAUAAUGAGUGGAAGGGGUGGUCGUGGAGGAUUUGGGAGAGGCUUCAUCCGGUUUCAGUCUGCAUCAGGAUCUUCUGGGGGUGCAGCAAUCCCACCCCCACCAUCUCUACAAGUCUCUCGAAAUCCUAUUAAUACGACAAAUAACAAGGGAUUUGCGUCAUUAUCUACAAUUCACAAGACAGUUGUAGACCCGAUCUCAUCUUUAAAAUUACGGCACAAAACGGAGGAUGCGUACUUUGAUGAUGACGAGGAGCAGGAUACACCUCUGUACCAACCGGGGCCAAACUCUCCAGGUGCAAAAGGGGGCGAAGAGUCGGACGAAGACGAUCCGCUCGAGGCUUUCAUGUCUGGCAUUGAGAAAGAAGUGAAAAGACAAGAGGAGGCUCCAAAGCUUCCAAAACCCACCCUGGUCAAAGGAGUUCGAGAUGAUAUUGAAGACUUGGAUGAUGAAGAGAGCUAUUACAAAUUUAUGGCUGAAAACCCUAACUUUGGGAAGGAUGAAGACUCUGAUAACGACAUGGAAUAUGAUGAAGACGGCAAUCCUCUUGCGCCAAAGAGAUCAAAGUAUAUCGACCCACUGCCGCCGAUUGACCACUUUAGUAUUGAGUAUCAACCCUUUGAAAAAAAUUUUUAUGAGGAACAUGUUGACAUUACGAAAUUGUCUGAUGAGGAUGUCCAGAAUUUGAGGACAACGUUAGGAAUUAAGGUUAGCGGCGCCACCGUACCCAAACCUGUUAGUUCAUUCGGCCACCUUGGCCUUCCAGAAUCGUUGAUGAGAGCGAUUCGAAAGGCAGAAUUUACUCAGCCUACCCCUAUCCAAGCACAAGGCUUGCCCAUAGCAAUGUCAGGUAGGGACAUUAUAGGAAUCGCCAAAACCGGCUCAGGAAAAACGGCAGCCUUCUUGUGGCCUAUGUUAAUUCACAUCGCGGAUCAAAGACUGCUUAAACCUACCGAUGGUCCUAUUGGCCUAAUAUUAUGCCCGACCCGUGAACUGGCGUUACAAAUUUAUAAUGAAGCGAAAAAAUUUGGCAAAGUUUUCAAUUUUAAUGUUUGCUGCUGUUAUGGUGGUGGCUCUAAAUGGGAACAGUCUAAAGCCUUGGAAGCAGGAGCAGAGAUUGUUGUUGCAACUCCUGGAAGGAUCAUUGAUUUGAUCAAGAUGAAAGCAACAAAUUUGUCAAGAGUUACCUAUUUGGUUCUUGAUGAGUGCGAUAGAAUGUUCGACAUGGGAUUUUCCCCGCAAGUAAAAUCCAUUUGCGCACAUGUUAGGCCGGAUACACAAACUUUAUUGUUCAGUGCCACUAUGCGAAAGAAUGUUGAAAAACUUGCUAGAUAUGCUCUAAAUGACCCAAUUCGCGUCGUGCAGGGUGAAAUUGGUGAGGCCAGCGAAGAUGUUGAGCAGAAAGUGUUAAUUAUGGCAAUGGGUGGGUCGAAAUGGAUUUGGAUGAUUCAACGCUUGGUCGAAUUUACAGCAGAAGGUUCUGUGCUGAUAUUUGUAACAAAAAAAACAAAUGCAGAAGAACUCCACAAUAACUUAAAGCUGAAAGAAAUUGAUGCCUUGCUCCUGCAUGGAGACAUGGAUCAAAUUGACCGUAAUCAAGUUAUUGGGGCCUUCAGGAAAAAGGAAGUAAAUAUAUUAGUUGCAACCGACGUUGCAGCUCGUGGGCUCGAUAUUCCUCAUAUAAAGACGGUGAUAAACUAUGAUGUAGCUCGAGAUAUUGAUACUCAUACGCAUCGAAUUGGUCGAACCGGUCGUGCUGGAGAGAAGGGAACGGCAUACACAUUAGUGACUGAUAAAGAUUUUGAAUUUGCUGGGCAUUUGGUCAGGAAUUUGGAAGGAGCAGGACAAAAUGUACCACAAGAAUUGUUGGAUCUUGCAAUGAAGAGUUCGUGGUUUAGAAAAUCUCGAUUCAAACACGGCAAGGGUAAAAAUGCGGCUCUAGUAGGUGCUUGCAGAGGUCUGGGAUUUAGCGAAGACGGAUCCUUGACAACAUCAUCGUCGACGAUGCCUAAUCCCUCCACUAAAUAUGCAAUGCCAACUUUUAAACCUGGGCUCAUGUCAGGAGCUGUACUUAAUAAUGCUAGUACAUCUCUGGGAGCUGGACCUGCGUCUAAUCGAUUGGACGCAAUGAAAGCUGCCUUCAAACAGCAAUACAUGUCAAACUUCCGAGCGUCAGAGGAAACGUGCGAGCGCCCCAUUCUUCCAGCGGUGGUGGAACCUCUUAGACCUCAGCCGCAGCCUGAAGAACCAGAAGGCAAGCGUCGUAAAUCUCGCUGGAACUAAAGUUUUUGUGUAUUGAACGUGUCUUUGUUGUAUUUGCAUAAUUUUUUUUACCGUCAACGACGUGAAGUUAGAUAUACAUAUAAGAUGGAUGGACGUAGAAAUAAAGUAAGAAUAGGAAAUAGAGUAAAACUAAAUACAUUUAUUUUUAUUCAGUUAUAUAGAAUUAACAAAUAAAGGAAAUGUGUAGCUCUCA